ACGGGUGUAGCGUGGCGAUCAGCUGGGCUGGUUGCCCUUUUGACAGCUCAGCUCUGCGAACGGGAGGACCGUGGCUGGGAAGUUUCCACACUUACGAACUAUUGUCCCUUUUUGGGGAGGGGAGGAGUCAACGUGGAGAGAGUGAGGACCCAGGGGGGGUUGCCCGAUGGAAUAGCGGUGCUCCCUUGGACAAGAGCCUGAAUCGAGGGUGUCCCGUCCCCGCCCCGCCCCCGUGUAGAUUCCCUGACUAGGGUUGCUGUGGUUGUUAAUCGGCCAUGGAGAUGCUGGAAGGCGGGGAGCAGAACCUCUUGCAGUGGGAUCGAAAGCUGAGCGAACUGUCAGAACCGGUGGACUCUGAUGCCCUGCUCUGCAGCACGCAUUUCACAGAACUCCUCGAUGAGUUUUCCCAGGACAUUUUGGGACAGCUCCUGAACGAUCCCUUCCUGUCUGAGAAGAAUGAGUUGAUGGAAGUGGAUCUGUCGCCAGCUUCUCCGGCGCCCCUCAUUCAGGCAGAGCACAGCUAUUCGCUGUGCGGCGACUCUCGACCCCAGUCCCCGUUGACCCACAUUUCAACCGACGACAAUUUUAAUGAAGCCGAACUGGAAAACGAAGACUGGGGCCUGGGUUCGGAUCUGGACUCCGCCCCCAUCAAGAUGGAACCUGCUGUGGGGCCAGCACCUGGCCUCACUCCCUCCGUCAGCCUCACUGCCACAACAAGUGCUAUGACCCUGGAGGAGGAGGAGUCUCCAAUGCAGGAGGAUGGCACGGCUAAGCCACUGAAUCACAAAACUCUCCCAGAGAUCAAACUGGAGCCUCAUGAAGUGGAUCAGUUCCUGAACCUUUCUUCCAAGGAAGUGGUGGAUACCCUUCACAUGCCUCCGACACCUCCCAGCAGCCACGGCAGUGACUCCGAGGGUGGCCAGAGCCCAACCAGGUCCCUCCCACCAUCAAGUCCCACACAGUUACAAGCCACUGUUAAAGUGACACCACGCGUGGCUUCAGUGCUUACCAAUUCUCCUCUCUUAACAGCGCCACAUAAACUCCAGGGCACGGGUCCUCUGAUCUUGACGGAGGAGGAGAAGAGGACACUGGUAGCAGAAGGGUACCCUAUCCCUACAAAGCUGCCUCUCACAAAAGCAGAAGAGAAAGCACUCAAGAAGAUCCGUAGGAAAAUCAAGAACAAGAUCUCUGCCCAGGAGAGCAGAAGGAAAAAGAAAGAAUACAUGGACAGCCUGGAGAAAAAGGUCGAGUGCUGCUCCACUGAGAACAGUGAGCUUCGCAAGAAAGUGGAAGUCCUGGAGAAUACAAACAGAACACUCCUGCAGCAGUUACAGAGGCUCCAGGCCGUGGUGGCUGGCAAAGUGUCUCGCUCAUGCAAAGCUGCGAGUACCCAAACGGGAACGUGUCUCAUGGUGGUAGUAUUAUGCUUUGCAAUUAUUUUUGGCAGCUUCUCACAGACUUACGGGCCUAAUUCCUCCACCACAAAGGCAGUCCUGCCAACUCAGCAUUCCACACCAGAAUCGUAUACAGCCUCCAUAGUGCGGUCGAGGAGCUUGUUAACUUAUGAGGGGCCUCACCCAUUGGAGGAACCACAUCUCUCAGAUCACAGCAACAGCUGGGACAGGCACACGGAUGCCUCCAAACCUUCGUCCGUGUCCUUGGAAUCCAUCUCCAGGGCGCAGCACGACCAAGUCACAGAGAUCACGAUAGCCAACGAAACCCGGCUCGAGAAGUCAGUGCUGGUGGAGCUGCAGCAGCACAGAGUCAGCUCAGAGCUGGAUGCAAACCAAACACUGAAGUUCAUUGAAAUUGACAGAAGAGUUAAUGCUACAUCUUAAAAAGAAAAUGAAUAAGGGGUCUUUCUUGUCCCUUCUUCUUCGUUCCAAACCAAAGGACUGAGGAACUUGUUGCUGUCAGGAAAUCCAGGACGGGAGGGGGAAACAUUUGUCUGACUUCCAUACUGGAUGGAGAGGACGUGGCUUGGCUUUGCCGUUCUUGUUCUCUCUCCCCCCUUUCCCAAUGGUUGUAGUCCAAAGUCACAUUCUUUAGCUUGCCUUUGUGGACCCACACCCAACAGAAAGACUCUAAAGGCAGCUGGGGCCAAGAAGAUGCUUUGGACAGGGAUAUGAGAGAAGCCGGGAUAGCACCUAACCUUAGUGCUGAAUGAA
This is a messenger RNA of Gekko japonicus, 2168 nucleotides long. It is a transcript of the gene CREB3L2, whose product is annotated as cAMP responsive element binding protein 3-like 2. The record is from RefSeq and is a predicted model, not a curated record. The transcript has 12 exons. Bases 276 to 1838 code for a protein of 520 amino acids. Gene Ontology annotation, biological process: regulation of transcription by RNA polymerase II. NCBI's taxonomy places the organism in Eukaryota, Metazoa, Chordata, Lepidosauria, Squamata, Gekkonidae. Gene Ontology annotation, molecular function: cAMP response element binding; DNA-binding transcription factor activity, RNA polymerase II-specific.